AUGAAUCAAAUUUGGCCCAGUCUGCAUGAUGUGUUCACACAAAAACGUCGUAAUUUAAGAAGAGGUACUGAAAUUCAACCUUCAACGCCAUCACCACUUCGUCGAAAAGUGUUACGUUCGAGAUUUAAUCGUGCUGGCUUAAAUAUCGAAUCGUUAUACUGUUCAUCAAAAACUGUGCAGCAGCAAACAACAACAACGAAUGAAUCAACACAAGAUGGCUCAAACACAACUGAUCAACAAGAAGGAGCGGGAGGCAAAUAA
This is a messenger RNA of Didymodactylos carnosus, 261 nucleotides long. Lineage: Eukaryota; Metazoa; Rotifera; Eurotatoria; Philodinida; Philodinidae. The record is from the annotation of a GenBank genome assembly.